This is a messenger RNA of Phaethon lepturus (White-tailed tropicbird), 257 nucleotides long. RefSeq names its product progesterone receptor membrane component 1 (gene PGRMC1). NCBI's taxonomy places the organism in Eukaryota, Metazoa, Chordata, Aves, Phaethontiformes, Phaethontidae. The record is from RefSeq and is a predicted model, not a curated record. The annotation marks the transcript as partial. The transcript is spliced from 2 exons. Gene Ontology annotation, cellular component: endomembrane system; membrane.
AUGGCCCGUAUGGGGUUUUUGCUGGAAGAGAUGCAUCCCGAGGUCUUGCCACUUUCUGCCUGGAUAAGGAGGCUCUGAGGGAUGACUAUGAUGACCUCUCUGAUCUCAAUGCUACACAGCAGGAGACCUUGAGGGACUGGGAGUCACAAUUCACUUUUAAGUAUCACCAUGUUGGUAAGCUGCUGAAGGAAGGGGAGGAACCCACUGUAUACUCUGAUGAAGAAGAAAAAGAUGCCCAGGAUGCAAAGAAAGACUAG